This is a messenger RNA of Malaclemys terrapin pileata, 3547 nucleotides long. RefSeq names its product ETS transcription factor ERG (gene ERG). Gene Ontology annotation, biological process: regulation of transcription by RNA polymerase II; cell differentiation. Gene Ontology annotation, molecular function: DNA-binding transcription factor activity, RNA polymerase II-specific; protein binding; sequence-specific DNA binding. The transcript has 10 exons. The record is from RefSeq and is a predicted model, not a curated record. Gene Ontology annotation, cellular component: nucleus. NCBI's taxonomy places the organism in Eukaryota, Metazoa, Chordata, Testudines, Emydidae. Bases 532 to 2145 code for a protein of 537 amino acids.
UUGGGUUUUUUAAAUUCACUGUUCAGUGCUGUGGAUUGCAUAUGCAAAGCCCUUUUAUGAGAGCUUCGAAUUUUCUUGUAGGUAUCAUUUCUGACAACUUGGAUGUGUAUCUGGAUUGCCGUAAGGGGAUAGGUUGUUCACUGAAAGAAAGAAAAAAGGGUUCCUCAGAAUGCUGAACCUUUGGAUACUUUUAAAUGCUUCCCCUAUUGACAGGGACACAAACAUUUGCACAUGGAAAUGAAGAGACAUCAGCUCUUGUUUUGAGUAAUGCAGAUGUUACAGAUUUAUUUUUGUGGAAACUCUAUACUGAUAUUCAGGAUUUUUCUUAAAUGUUGUUUUAACGGUGGUGGCAUUCUGCUUGGUGUGUGCUUUUUGUCUUUAUUUUUUGGACAAUAAAAAUCUGUCAUUGAUUCAUAACUAACUUUUAUGAGUAAGCAUUAUUUUAACAGCUGUUUAAAAGACUGCUUUGCUGAGUUUUGCAGGUUUCUUUGCUCAGAUAGCUGAAUAAAUCUAUCUAAUUUUUGCUGUACUAUGUUGCAAUACAUAGCAGUUACAGAUAUAGCAAUAGCUAUGAUUAAUUGCAGAAGAAAGCUAACUGUAACUGAAUGCCUGGUGAUAAUGAAACCAGUUUUAUGUGAAGUACAAAACUACACGUACAAUAAGGACUCUGCAUCAGUUGGGGGGGUUUUCAGAUACAGGACCGAGAUAUUUAAUCACUUUGAGGAAGCAUUAUCAGUAGUAAGCGAAGACCAGUCCUUGUUUGAGUGUGCCUACGGAACGCCACACCUUACUAAGACAGAGAUGACUGCCUCCUCUUCCAACGAAUAUGGGCAGACAUCAAAGAUGAGUCCACGUGUCCCCCAGCAAGACUGGUUAUCACAACCACCAGCUAGAGUCACCAUCAAGAUGGAAUGUAACCCAAAUCAGAUUAAUGGGUCAAGGAAUUCCCCUGAUGACUGCAGCGUGGCAAAAGGAGGGAAGAUGGUCAGUGGCUCAGACAAUGUCGGGAUGAACUAUGGAAGCUAUAUGGAAGAGAAACAUGUUCCACCACCAAACAUGACAACUAAUGAACGAAGAGUGAUUGUUCCAGCAGAUCCUACAUUAUGGAGUACCGACCAUGUACGUCAGUGGUUGGAAUGGGCCGUCAAGGAAUAUGGUCUUCCAGACGUUGACAUCUUGUUGUUCCAGAACAUUGAUGGGAAGGAACUGUGUAAAAUGACCAAAGAUGACUUCCAGAGACUCACCCCAAGCUAUAAUGCAGAUAUCCUCCUCUCACACCUACACUACCUCAGAGAGACUCCUCUUCCACAUUUGACUUCAGAUGAUGUUGAUAAGGCCUUACAAAACUCUCCACGGUUAAUGCAUGCUAGAAACACAGGGGGUGCAGCUUUUAUUUUCCCAAAUACUUCAGUUUAUCCAGAAGCAACACAAAGAAUUACAACCAGGCCAGAUUUAUCGUAUGAACAAGCCAGAAGGUCUGCAUGGACAAGUCAUAGUCACCCUGCUCCUCAAUCAAAAGCUACCCAACCAUCAUCAUCAACAGUGCCCAAAACAGAAGACCAGCGACCUCAGUUAGAUCCAUAUCAGAUUCUUGGACCAACCAGCAGCCGUCUUGCAAAUCCAGGGAGUGGACAGAUACAACUGUGGCAGUUUCUGCUGGAACUCCUGUCUGAUAGCUCCAAUUCCAAUUGCAUUACCUGGGAGGGCACCAAUGGAGAGUUCAAGAUGACUGACCCUGAUGAAGUAGCCCGGCGCUGGGGAGAAAGGAAAAGCAAACCCAACAUGAACUAUGACAAACUCAGUCGUGCACUCCGUUACUACUAUGACAAAAAUAUUAUGACUAAAGUCCAUGGUAAGCGUUAUGCCUACAAGUUUGACUUCCAUGGAAUAGCUCAGGCCCUCCAGCCUCAUCCUCCAGAGUCAUCCAUGUAUAAGUAUCCAACAGACCUACCCUACAUGAGCCCCUACCAUGCACACCCUCAGAAGAUGAACUUUGUAGCUCCCCAUCCUCCUGCUUUACCUGUAACUUCCUCCAGCUUUUUUGCUGCCCCUACUACAUACUGGAAUUCACCAACUGGAAGUAUCUACCCUAAUACUAGGCUUCCAGCCACCCAUAUGCCUUCUCACCUUGGCACCUACUACUAAGUAGGAAAAAAAUAAGAGACACUUCUCCAUGGAAUAUAGUACCCAAUUAAUUAUGAUGAACUAUAUUGGAGAACAUGAAUUAAAAAUGCCUAAAGAGACAUGAAAAAGUUUGACUUGUGGGAAAAUGUCAAAAAGACUCUUUGUAGUAGGGAAAGUAUUCAAGAAGUAUAAAGAUGCUAAAAUGUAAUGUAUAUGGGCAUCGAAUCUGUGGACCAAACAACAAAAGACAGUUGUAGGUAAAAGCAUGAAAUGAUAAGGACAACCUACAAAAGAAAGUGGUCUUAAAAAGUUGAUAAGCUUCUGUGUAAAGUUUGAUAUCUUGCUAAUGCAAACUGGGACUAUACUACAGCAAUAUAAGGAUCAUUCUAUAGUGACCUAACAUACAGUAUAUUAAUUCAUUAAAAACAAAAAACAAAAAAACAAAAAACAAAUAAUCCCAAACCAAAAAAACCCACCUGUAUUUAAAAAAAUGAAAACAUAUCAAAAAGACUGGUUGAGUGUGGAAGCUGAUUUCGAAUACAACAGCAUUGUUUUGGGUUAAACUCAAAAGGCAUUCCAUUCAUUGUAAAGGUAUCAGCUAUUUCAAACUGUGAAGACAACCCAAGCUUUAAGAUUCCUUGACAAUACUACAGGAACCCUGAGCCAAACAUUGGAAUUGAGAAUGUGCUGGAAGGCAAGAGUAUGAUUGUACAUCAAGGGCCUACAUCUGAUACAGGAAGUAGAAAGGAGGAAGAGGAGGACGAAGAUGAGAAUGGGAGAAAAGAAACUUCUUUACCAGUAGAUACUGAAGAGACUGAAAACUUGGUAGUGUUGGGACUAUAAAGAAUUACUUGUUUGGAUUUGAGAAAUAUUUUGAUCAGUAUUAUACCAUUCCCAGUAUUAUAGAAGGAAUAGACUUGAUUUUUUUUUUUAAGUGGAGAAAGGGAAAAGCAGUAGAAUUCAGAAAUCAGAAUAUGCAUCUCUUUAAAAAAUGUAAAACUGGAAUUGUCUGAUAUUUAAAAGUAACAUUUAGGACCUCCUCAUUAUUAAGGGAGUUUGUUUUCUACUGGUUUAAGGUAAGAGACAGCCCCCAACUGCCAAAAUCAGAUAUCAUGUAAGUAUUUUUGUGAGGCGGGCGCCAGUUUUUCUUUUUCGAGUCGCGAACGCUGUGCGUUUGUCAGAAUGAAGUAUACAAGUCAAUGUUAUUUUUUUCCUUUUUAUAUAAUAAUUAUAUAACUUAUGCAUUUAUACACUACGAGUUGAUCUCGGCCAACCAAAGACACAAAAAAGGGACAAUCAAAAAUAUUGUGGCCUUGAAUUUUAACUCUGUAUGCUUAAUGUUUACAUUAUGAACUUAUUAGUACUUAGAAUGCAGAAUGUAUGUAAUAAAAUAAGCUUGGCCUAGCAUGGCAAUUCAGAUUUA